Phanerochaete carnosa HHB-10118-sp is the source of this 1134-nucleotide messenger RNA. RefSeq lists its product as uncharacterized. The transcript is spliced from 6 exons. The coding region runs from base 1 to 1134 and encodes 377 amino acids. NCBI's taxonomy places the organism in Eukaryota, Fungi, Basidiomycota, Agaricomycetes, Polyporales, Phanerochaetaceae. The record is from RefSeq and is a predicted model, not a curated record.
AUGGGGCCUAAUUCUGUCGAGCUUGAUUUAUGGAGCCCAUCUCGUUCUCUCAGCACUUGGCUUCAAGCAAGUGGUCGAACGACAAAAGAAGAGACAAAAGCUGAUGCUCUUUGCCUAUCUUCUACUGCUCUUCUGCUUCGCGACUGCAGGAUUUUGCUUGCAAGCAUGGUGGACGCAAGUUGCGUUCAUCCGCAACAGAAACUAUCCCGGGGGUCCUACCCAGUUCCUUCUGGACAAUGUGGAUGGCCUGCCAAACAAGGCAGUUACGGCAAUGUAUCUCCUCUUGAACUGGCUCUCGGAUGGAAUUAUCUUGCAAAGAUUCUAUAUACUAUGCACCUGCGACUCUCUGCCAGGAAACCGAAUUUUGGCCCUGGUCUUUGUGGUUCCAAGUUCGGUGGCACUCUUUGCAUAGCUGGGUUGGGCGUAAACCUGUGGUCUGAUAUGGCUGCCACGCCGGGGAUAGCCUACAUGGCGCUUUCUCUCUCUAUCAACACCACGCUCACUUUGCUCGUCAUCUGCCGUCUGCUGUAUCUCCGCCGAAAACUAAGUAGGAUAUUUGAACCCCAUGGCUCAGAACAGCGGGACAUAUACACCUCAUUAGCGGCGAUGCUCAUCGAAUCUGCGACGCUGUACACCGCUGUUGCGCUCAUGACCGUGAUUGCAUGUGGCCUGAGCAGCCCAAUGCAGUACGUGUUGCUGCCAAUGCUCGGUCAGCUGCAGGCAAUCCCUCCGCUGCUCAUCAUCAGCAGAGUGGCGACGGGCUCUGCACUCUCGCAGCGCAUCUUCUACUCCGUCCUUCGCUUCGGGCUCAGGCACAAACCGAGCAAGACGUUUUCGGACGUGACCUCUGUGCGCUUCUUCACGUCGCGACGGAGCAGCUCCGCGUCCGUGACCAAGCCGCCCAAGCCGCCUCCACCGCCGCUGUUUACGGGCAUCCGCAUCGACACCAAUACCGAAGUCGUCUUUGACGAGAAGCAGACACCGAGCACGAGCACGAGCAUGUUCUCGAGCGGCUGGCCCUCGCCGCUGUUGGGUCGGCGUGCAGAGGAGGAGAGGUCGUAUGGUAGCUGCUGCUCGUUCGACAUCGAGAAGCAAGUUACAUUUCCCGAGCCAAUUGCUACCGUGGAUCGAUAA